This is a messenger RNA of Aplysia californica (California sea hare), 1659 nucleotides long. RefSeq names its product protein kish-B. The transcript is spliced from 3 exons. The coding region runs from base 150 to 374 and encodes 74 amino acids. NCBI's taxonomy places the organism in Eukaryota, Metazoa, Mollusca, Gastropoda, Aplysiida, Aplysiidae. The record is from RefSeq and is a predicted model, not a curated record.
AUGGAACACACUUCCGGAUUGAAAAAGGGCAAGAACUGGCCUGAACACAUUGACACGAAAUGUCACUUCCUGUUACAACAAGUUUGUUUACCUGGCCUGCUGGCAAACGUCGUGGUUAGAGCUGACUGAAAAGACAACAGAACAGAACCAUGACGAAUGCGUAUUCUUUUGAGGGCAUUCUCAUAGUGAGUCUGCUGGUCGUCUGUACGUGCGCCUACAUGCGGAGGGUGCCGCGGCUCCGACAAUGGUUCCUGUCAGAGAGGAAAGGAUUCCUGGGAGUUUUUUACAAAGCAUCUGUGAUAGGAACUCGCCUCCCGAUAGCAGUGGCCUUGACGUGUAGCAUGAUGGCAUUUUAUGUCAUGAUAUUGAAAUGAUGUCAGCCCAUCGCAGAGGAUGUUCAGCGUGUACAUAGACUUAAGCAUGCCAGAGAAGUUUGUGUGACUUUUGGAGGUGAUACUCAUCUGUUUCCUGUUGACGUUGUUGUGAUUUGAGGGAGCACAUUUUUAGAAGCUACGGUUCUGAUGGGAUUGUACAGUGAAGCAUGUCGUAUGAUGAGAACGAAUGAAUUAAAUUGUUGGUAUUUUGUGUAAAAGGGAUAUAAUGUGGCCAUCUCACCGCAAAUUUAUUCUUGGUUGUUUGUUUUUUUUAGUAAACCUUGACUUAUUAUAUGUUUCCUCAAAUAUACAUGUAUUAAAAUCUGUAAUUAAGUUUGGUAUUUUGAACUGAUAAUGAAACUGUCUUCGAUGUUUAUUCAGAUGAGGCUAUCAUGUAUUCUAUUGCUGGCUGGGCGUGUUGAGCUCUGCUUCCCUCUCGGUUGUGUGACUUCUUGUACGACUCACAAGUGACAGGUCCACUGCCAAACCUUUCCAACAAGGGCUGCCUAUGUCGUUACAAGAUUUGACUACUUGAGUCUAAUGCUUUAUGGGAAGCUUUAUGCUAUCCUGUACCUACUCCUUUUUUCCAGUUUUGACGAAAGUCACUUUGGAAGCACUGAGUGACAGUGUUGAAGAGGGAGUUAGUAUGAAAUUAUAAACUGAAAUUCUACAGAACACUGGCUUUGCCAUAUCAUUGUAAUUUAGGCUGAAAAGGAAGGAUUUAUCAAGGGCCUUGACAGAUGUGGAAAAAGCUUAUAUAAGUCUGAAAUUAAAAUUACAGUAGUAAAAGACAGCAUUCAGCUCAUACUGUGGAUGCUCACAACAGCUGAAACAAACCUUCGUGUGUGCCUCUGUUUGGUUUUUUAGGCCAAAGGAUGAGUGCUCUGGUGCUGGUUUUUUGGUCUUUUUUUUCUAAGUUCUUCUAGCAGUUGUGUGUAAAUUAAUGUCCCUACUUAAAUAGUUUGAUUAUCAAAAGGGUGAAUUUGCUGUUCUGUCUGUUGCUACUAUGAUGGACAAUGGUGUGAGCAGCACCACUUCAUCAACUCCUAUUUAGGUCAACUUCUCACCCUGGUGGCUUGGCCUUGUUUAGGAUAGAUGUUUUGGGGACGAGAGAUGCCCAUGAUCAUGGUUCACCAUUCAUUUCUCUACUCUGAUGCUUUAAAGAAAACAACUCAUUAUCCUGGUCUUUCCCCGCCAUCUGUCUAUUAAUCUUUCCCAGUCAAAAAUUUUUAAAAUCUGAAAUAAACCUAGGUUACAGGAUCUUUUUGCAGAGUGAAUGUGAAAA